Arvicanthis niloticus (Nile rat) is the source of this 1657-nucleotide messenger RNA. It is a transcript of the gene Gcsam, whose product is annotated as germinal center associated signaling and motility. Lineage: Eukaryota; Metazoa; Chordata; Mammalia; Rodentia; Muridae. The record is from RefSeq and is a predicted model, not a curated record. Gene Ontology annotation, biological process: negative regulation of lymphocyte migration; regulation of B cell receptor signaling pathway.
UACAGAGCACAGUGCAAGACCAAGGUACAAGCCGGGUGAGAAGGAAGUGGAGACUACCACCGGGAAGGUGCUGAGAGGCCUGAUGGGGAACUGUCUGCAGAGGACAACCAGAUAUUUCAGGGGCUGGAGUUGUUGUCACAUUGUUGAAGGAUGCUCCUGCCUUCCUUGGAAAAACAUAAGGACAUUUAAAGCCGGACAAGAGUCUCCAAAGCAAAGUGAAGGAAUGUCUUCAGCUCCCAUUCAGGACAAUGCUAAUGAGAUCUACACAGAAGAGUUAUGCUACGUCCUUGUGGAUCACACAGCCCUCAGGGGAAGGCCAUCAGUAUCAGUGAACCAUUCUGAGGGGUUCUAUGAGAACAUCUCUAACAAGGCUGGGAGACAAAAAGAGUCUUCAAGAGGAACAGAGACUGAGUAUUCAGUUCUCCGUUUUCCUUCUACCCCUCAGCCCCUACCAUCUUCUGCAGAAGAUGAAUAUGAACUUCUGGUGCCUAGCAGAUUCUCCUCACAUGGUGUUCAGCAUCCACGGCCACUUACAGCCCCCUAUGAGACCCACUUUUCUCAUCUACAAUGAAGUGACUAGGUUAGAGUUUAUUUAGCACUGACAGAUAAAAGUAGGAGUUUGGGACUCUAGGUGAAGCAGUCAUGGAUCACGGAGAUCCUUAGUUAUUUCUUCUGGAGGACCUUGGCAGGGCAGACUCUGCAAACCACAAUGCCUCUCAGAGUCUGACAAUAGCCAUUCAAAAAUCAACUGUCUUGAACAUCGCAUUGAAAGGAGUGACCACCUUUGUUCCUAAGUGGUGUUAAAAAAUAAUCUGUUAUGGGAAGGGAUCCUGGUAUCGACACUGGGGUGUACCACAAAAGACUCUGCUCUUCUCACUAAGCCCUUAUGAAUGACCCCCACAGCUGUACUCUGCAGUCAGGGGAAGCUUACUCAUUGUGUUCCAUAACUCCAGAGAGAAUUCCCUCAUCACUGUUAAGUUCUAGCUCAGAGCCACUUGCUGUGGAAAACAGCAAUAUUCCUUUUAUUCCAUGGGUCUAAAGCGUGUCCUUCACAGUGUCCUUGGCCACACCUUCCCCAUGGCUGGGAAUUUCCUGUACCAUCAUUAAUAUAAUUUUAAACUGUAUUUUUAAAAUUUGAGUUUCUCAUCAGAAAUGUCUUUCUCCUGUGGUGCAGAAAAAACAUUCUUAGAACCUUCUCAUGCUAAGCAAGUGAUUGGCCAUGAAGAGACAACCCAAAUGCCGCCACACAAAUCUCAGUAGAACCACCAUGGUGUCAGGAACUGACAAAGAGAAAAGUUUCUGGAGAGACUUUAACCCCACUAUCUUCUUUUUUACUGAGAGAAAAUUGUUUGCCCCGUGGUACAUUCUUGGCAUUAGUGGAAGAGCUUUAUUUUGGCUUCCUAGUCAGUGUUGCUAUGGGAACUAUAUAUGGUACAGUAAAUUUCUCCAUAAAUGUUCACAUGGGGAAAGUAACACAUGCCUCUUCUCUGUGAGCACCCCUCUGUGGCUUGAGUCUUUAUUUUCCAUCAUUGUUUUGCUAGAAUGUCUGGGAUCAUGUCUAUGCUAAGUUAGCCAACUAUACACAACCUACUGACUGACCCAAUCAAGCCCACCACCUGUUUUGUUGUAGACAAACGUUUGUUGAAACACAGCUGCA